AUGCAGACCUGGCCACAGGAAACUCAAGGAACCCGCUCUCAUUCAGAGCCACUGGCAAUUGUGGGCUUUGCGCUCAGAUUCCCAGACGGUGUUGCCUCAGAUGAUGAAUUUUGGGACAUGAUAUGGAGAGGUAGAUCGGCGACCUCGAACUUUCCCGGGGACCGGCUGAGCAUAGAUGGAUUCUACCAUCCUGACAAGUCAAGGCAAAGCACUCUGUCAGUGAAGGGAGGAAACUUCAUUCACGGUGACCUAGCUGCAUUCGAUGCGCCGUUCUUUUCCAUAUCACCUGCAGAGGCAGCGUGCAUGGAUCCGCAGCAUCGACUUUUGCUGGAGACUGCCUAUCACGCAUUGGAAGACGCUGGGGUGCCCAUGGAGAAAUGCUCCGGCUCCGAUACCUCUGUGUAUACGGGGAGUUUCACUAAUGAUUACCUCAGUAUACUACAACAAGACUAUGAUGCAGAACAGCGUCACGCUGCCAUGGGGAUUGCAACCUGCAUGCUCGCAAAUCGCAUAAGUUGGUUCUUCAAUCUGAAGGGGACGUCAAUGAAUAUCGACACUGCUUGUUCGAGUAGCUUGAUUGCACUCCAUCUUGCAUGUCAAGACCUCCGGGCGGGCACCGCAUCAAUGGCGCUGGUGGGUGGUGCAAACUUAGUGUUUCACCCACAGUUCAUGAAGGUGAUGUCAAAUGCUAAUUUUCUAACGCCAGAUAGCCAAUGCUGGAGCUUUGAUGAGCGAGCAAACGGCUAUGCACGGGGUGAAGGCAUAGCUAUGCUCGUAGUGAAGCGUCUUAAGGAUGCCUUGCAUAAUGGCGAUACCAUUAGAGCUGUUAUUCGCAAUACGGGUUCAAAUCAGGAUGGUAGAACUCCAGGGAUCACACAACCAUGUCUUGAGUCACAGAUAGCCCUGAUCAAGGAGACCUACCGGCGAGCUAAUAUUGAUAUGCAGCCUACCCGCUUUUUUGAAACACAUGGAACUGGCACGUCAGUAGGCGAUCCGAUAGAAGCAACGGCUAUUGGGCGAGCAUUUAGCUAUUGUCGAACUUCGCAUGAUCCUCUAUAUCUCGGAGCUGUGAAGGCGAAUAUAGGGCAUCUGGAAGGUUGUAGCGGCCUUGCCGGCGUGAUUAAAACUUUGUUAGUCUUGGAGAACGGAGUGAUCCCACCAAUUGCAAAGUUCAAAACAGCCAGCAAGCACAUCGAUACAGAAGCCCUCCCCAUAUGCUUUCCCACAAGCCCUCUAGCUUGGCCAAAGCCCGGUCUUCGUCGCGCUUGUGUGAAUUCGUUUGGCUUUGGAGGCACAAAUACUAUUGUCAUUCUGGACGACGUAUAUAACUACCUGCAGCUCAAUGGUCUUCAUGGCCAUCACCGUACCUGUCAAGGAAUGUACGACGAGCAAGUUAUCCCAUAUCGCCCCGUGGGUCAAGCCGCUACAGUUAUAUCCUCAAAUGAUGGGCCAAGCGGUCAUUUAGAUGUUGCUCAGGUGCCAAGACUGCUUGUAUGGUCUGCCACCAGGAAGGAUGGCGCAGAAGCACUGUCUGAUUCCUUCUGCAAACUUUUUCAGCAGGCCCAGUGUGACUUGGAUGACUUGGCGUACACUCUGUCAGCGAAACGAAGUCACCUAUCAUGGCGCGGCUUCACAAUCUCAGGUGGAUCGGACAAUCAGCUCUGUACCUCCCGGGUAAAGGCGGACACACCGCUCAGAGCAAACGAACACGCUGGAGUUGCAUUCAUAUUUACCGGCCAGGGAGGUCAGUAUCACGGUAUGGGUCGUGAACUCUUCCUAUUCCCAGAAUUCAAAAGAAGUGUUGCUCUGUCGGAGGAAUGUUUGAAGAGACUCAAUUGCACAUGGUCGCUUUACCGACUCCUAAGUGUCGAUAACUGCGACCUUCAAAUCGACAAUCCCAAGUAUAGUCAGCCGUUGUCCACAUGUAUCCAAAUUGCUCUCAUCGACUACCUCACCAGCAUAGGGGUAACGCCAACAGUUGUUCUAGGCCACUCAUCCGGCGAGAUAGCUGCUGCAUACGCUGCUGGGGCUCUCUCUCGAUUCUCUGCUAUCAAGGUUGCUUAUUAUAGAGGCAUUCUAUCCUCUAAGCUCGCAGCCAAUAGCCCCGCUCAGACCAUGAUGGCGGUACGUCUCUCGAAGGAUGACAUAAUUCCAUAUAUUCAGCGGCUCCGGGAGCAAGUCAACAUAGUCGAUGUUGUGAUUGGGUGCGUGAACAGUCCACACAGCAUCACAUUAAGUGGGGGCGCAGAACAACUAGACAUGGUGCGACUGUGGCUUGAGCAGGAUGACAUAUUUGCACGAAAGCUCCGAGUUUCGGUUGCAUAUCACUCAAGUACAAUACUCAACAUUGCGGAUGAGUACCGGUUAGUGCUGGGAAGCCUUGAAAGAGGUCAAGAGUCCGGAUCCGUACGAAUGUUCUCCUCCGUAACUGGACAUGCGAUAGCAGUGGAUGUUCUGGGAAAUGCCGAAUACUGGGUUCGAAACAUGUAUUCCAGGGUGGAGUUCGAUAGAGCUAUGGCCAACCUCUUGAUAGAAAUUCCCAAGCGGCCAGGCAAACAGCUCGGCCGAUCCAACGCCUCCUGCAAUACACCAGUCACCCAUCUUCUGGAGAUCGGACCACAUUGUGUGCUUCAGGGACCAAUAUCUGACUGCUUGCAAUCAAGUUCUAUUGCAAAGAAACCCAGCUAUAUUCCAUCGCUCAUCCGCGGCGAAAAUGCCCAUUAUUCUCUUCUGAGAACUAUAGGAAAGCUACACUGCGCCGGCGUUCAGGUAGAUUUGCUUAAAGCAAAUCUACUUGACGAAACUCCGAGGCCAAUCCCAAAGGGAAUGCCAAGGUAUCCUUUCGAUCAUACUAGGUCAUAUUGGAAGGAAAGUCGUCUUAGCAGAAACUUUCGUUUCCGCUUGGAAGCGCGACAUGACUUACUGGGGACCCGUACACUGGACUGGAAUCCACGAGAGGCUCGAUGGCGAAAUACCCUACGAGUCAGUGAAAUGCCAUGGUUGCGUGAUCAUAGAGUCGAAGGACGCAUCACGCUACCAGCCGCCGCCAUGAUUGUGAUGGCAGUUGAGGCAUUGCAGCAGCUUAUUGAAGACACGGCAAGCAUUGCUAAUAUCAAUUUCCAAAGUGUUAGCUUCCUGCACCCAAUCCGCAUCUCCGAAGAGACAGACCAAGUGGAGACGCAGUUCACCAUAUCUUCCGAGCAUUCGACGAUCACUCACACCACUUGGUCCCGGUUUAGGCUUUUCACUAUUGAGAAUGGCUCAUACGUGGAGUGCUGCAAUGGGAUUGUUCGUGCUUUCAUUAAUUAUAAUGAGGAACAGACCUCAGCUAAUCCCCCCAUACGGAUCCCGUUUGCCACUCAGGGAGUUGCUUCCUGGGUCAAGGAGGUCCGUGAUGGCUGUCGAGUCCCCGAGGUAGAUGUCUAUGCCAGACUGCAGGAUACUACGGUAGAGUACGGUCCCUGUUUUCGGAACUUGCAGGGCGUACGCGUAGGAGACAAAGGGGAGGCAAUCGCCGAGGUCCAAAUAGAUACUUGGAAGUCAAGAACGCGUACCGAUACAUGGCCCCAAAAGUAUGCCGUCCACCCAUGUACCAUCGAUGGUCUAGCUCAAAUUGUCUUCCCGGCCCUCAUGAAGGAGGGACAUGUCAUCCCUACAAUGGUCCCAACUCUCGCCGCUAGCAUUUGGAUCAACUACAGGAGGUUUCAGCUACUUCAGGAGGGCAGCCUUAAGGUGUCGGCCAAGUGUAGCAUGCGUGGAGCACGAGGGUCCUCGGCCAACAUUGUAGCAACCUCAACUGGGUCGAAUGAGCUACCAUUGCUAUACAUUGAGGGACUAGAGGCUACAUUUCUUGGUGGUCUUGGGUCUUCCAGAAAUGAGGGUAAGGCUCUCCGCAACCUAUGUAGUCGCCUUCUGUGGCGGCCGGAUCUUGACCUCAUGAGUCUCCCACAGCUAGAGAGAGAAUGCUCCCGUGAGCGACCGGAAGAAUCCAAGGAUGCUGUACAAUAUUCUCGGAGCCUAAAGCUUGCCAUUAUGUCAUUCAUUGAGGAUGCUAUGAGCAAGCUGUCGCAAAGUGGCAGUCUAUCCAUACCACCGGAAUUGAAACUAUACGUGGCAUGGAUAAAACAUCAACAGCAACGGCCAGAGAAUGCUGGACUUCGCAUGAUGGCUCAAAGGCUAAUACAAAACCGUAGUGAGCACGACAAACUUGUGGCUCAGGUUGAGGAAGCCAACGUAGAGGGUCAGUUCUUCAUGCACAUUGGCAAAAACCUAACCGGUGUACUAUCUGGAAUUAUUGAUCCCCUGGAGUUGAUGUUCGGCAAUGGUCUUGCGGAUCGUUAUUAUCAGCAAAUGCUAGGAAACCCCUAUCAUACUCAUCCUGUGAAAGUGUAUCUUGAUCAUCUAUGCUUCAAAAACCCAUCUAUGAACUUCCUUGAAAUCGGGGCCGGUACUGGAGGUCAAACGUUGUGUGUAUUGGAAGCCAUCACCUCGAACGGUCUAAAACGGUGUGCCCGGUACGACUACACCGAUAUCUCACCAGCGUUCUUUGUCAAUGCCCGCGAAAGGUUUCGAGACUAUGCAGAUAUUAUGCGCUUCCAAGCCUAUGACCUCUCACGGGACCCAAUCUCCCAGGCCUUCCAGAAAACCGAUUAUGAUGUGAUCGUAGCAUCACAUGUCCUUCAUGCUGUCGAGAACCUUGACCAAGCACUACAGAAUAUUAGAAAGCUUCUCAAACCGGAUGGAAGGCUCUUGCUGUUCGAAACUACGGAUCCUGACUGCUUACCAAUUGGGUUUGCCUUUGGGCUGCUCAAGGGCUGGUGGAGUCCGCUUGGAUUUGAGUCUCGGUCCCAGCACAGCCCAUGCCUGACAACUGCUCAAUGGGAUGAUAGGCUCAAGAACGCAGGUUUCUCUGGUCUGGAUCUGAAGUUUGAAGGUCAGCAAGAUCGUGACUAUCAGUACAGUAGCAUCAUGAUUUCCAGGGCGGCGGCUCAUGUCAAUGGAGUGGCUGACCAGAACGAAGUCUCUGACAUUUUCACGGAUAUAGCGGUCAUGAUAGACCGAGAAGUUGAGGAUCAGUAUCAAGUAGCAGCAUCACUCGAGGAACGUUUCAUUGAUAUACACACCUACACUCUCCACGAACUCGCAACGAAGAAACUCUCGCCUUCAACGUUACUAGUCUCUCUCCUUCAGCUGCAGAAACCAUUCCUCGACAAUAUUUCUAGAGACAAUUUCGGCAUGCUCCAAUCGGUUCUCCUUGCCUUGAAGAAUACCCUUUGGAUCACGCAAGCACAAGGGGAGACUACUCCAAAUCAAUGUCUAGUGGAGGGAUUCGGUCGGUCGCUGGCAUCCGAAGACCCAACACGAAUGUUUGUUACCCUUGCUCUAGACGGCUCCGAUAUGAGAGUCAAGCAACGCAGUGAUGUGAUAUCUCUUGUAGUCAAUAAGAUAAAAGACGGACCCAAGGGUGAUCUUGAGGCCAACCUCAUUGUGAAAGAUGGUUUGCUGCACAUACCCCGUGUUUCGGAAGGCUUUGCCAUGAACGAGACAGUCAGUCAGGCGAACCAAAAAUACCAACAACAGCUGUGGCAGUUGCCCAGUAAAGCUCAAGCAUCAAUCGUACUGGACUCACCUGGCCCUAAAAAUAUCGUAGGGUUUUGCGAGGAGCCAUUAGAUACACACGCGCUUAGCGAUGACGAACUAAUUGUCGAAGUCAAAGCCAUCGGGCUGUCUUUUCGUGAUUACCUGGCUGCAAUUGGGGAACUCGACAACUCAGAAUUGGGCAUGGAGUGUGCCGGAAUUGUUCAGAAAGUCGGGCGCAAAUCUUGCUUCAACCUGGGCGAUCGUGUCUGUCUAAUUGGGACAUCCAUGGCUCGCACGUCUGUCCGAAUAAGAGCAGAUGCUGCCAGAGCCUUACCUGCAGAUAUGACAUUUAUAGAAGCAGCCUCACUACCCUGUGCUGUUUGGCUGGCCUAUCACUCAAUAGUUCGUGUUGCUGCGAUUCAAAAGGGAGAGUCCCUCUUGAUUUGCCAAGGGUCCAGUGCCGUUGCUCAGAUGGCCAUGCAACUUGCACUCAUCCGAGGAGCUCGCGUUUUUUCCCUCGUUAGUUCUGAGUCCAAGAGAAGCUUUGUCUCUGAGGUGUUUGGCAUUGGACAAGGAGGCGUCUUCUUGACUCACGAUCCGUCUAUGAGUAGCAAGCUGCAUGAAGUGACGGAAGGAAAUGGCUUCGAUAUCAUCUUCGGCUCCUUGGCUGAUUAUAGCAUGAUCGACUUCUACGAAUAUCUUGCUCCACACGGACGUCUCCUAGAUACCAGCCUAAAGAGGUCAUCGGUAAAUGGCAGGAGCCCUAUGCCCAGAACGCAAGUUGCAAAUGUAACACAGGCGUCAAUAAAUCUAGCAGGGCUUCUGCGAACAAAGGCAUCUGCCGCUUAUCAAAUCUUCCAGGAAGCCAUGGAGUCGUACUUCUCUCAAUCGCUCAAGCCGCCACAACCCCUCAAUAUACUCCCUGCCACUGAUGUUGAGACAAUUUUCCAGAAGCCAAACAGCUCAACUUCAAUAGGAAAGAAUAUUGUGGAGUUGAGUAACGGAGCCACAAUUGCUGUAAAUGUCUCCAGAAAGCCUGCAUAUUGCUUCUCUGAUGCCGCUACCUAUGUCAUCGCUGGUGGGCUUGGUGGUUUGGGACGAAGUAUUGCGCGAUGGAUGGUCAGCAGAGGCGCUCGCCACCUGGUGCUUCUCUCUCGCUCUGGUCGCCAAAGCCAAGCAGCAAAGUCCUUGCUACAUGAACUAGAAGCCCAAGGAGUUCAGACUGUUGCACCGCGCGUCGAUAUCGGCGAUUUUGCUGGCCUCAAGGAAAUUAUUGGUGCUUUAUCCGUGCACAUGCCCCCGUUUCGUGGUUGCAUACAGGCGACGAUGGUUCUGAAGGACAAUCUCUUUGAAAAUAUGAGUCAUGAUGACUGGACUCAGAGUACCCAAUCCAAAGUUGCUGGCUCAUGGAACUUGCAUCGUCUAUUGCCCCAGGGCAUGGAUUUCUUCAUUCUUCUUUCAUCUGUAAACGGAAGUCUGGGCGGCAUGGGUCAAGCCAAUUACGCCGCUGGUAAUACAUUCCAGGAUGCCCUCGCAAAGUACAGAAUUAGUGCCGGAGAAAAGGCUGUUGCUCUCGAUCUAGGGCUCAUGGUUUCAGAAGGCCUCGUGGCCGAGAACAAGUCCUUGCUGGCAUCUCUUCGAUCAAUGGGGCACUUGAUGGAUAUAUCGCAAGACGAGCUCAUAGCCCUCUUGGACUAUUACUGCAACCCAACAUUGCCGUUACUUUCUCAUGACGAAGCUCAAAUACUCGUCGGCAUCGAGCUGCCGUCCAAUGUACGGGCCAAAGGCAACGACCUCCAGCACUUCAUGCGUCGGCCAAUGUUCCGUCAUCUGUUCGCCAUUGACAGGCAGCUGAAAGGGGGUAGUUUUGAGACUAAAGCCUCCACCAUGGCCACUGCUAUAGAUAGACAACCUGAAUUGAGAGCAGUGGAUUCACAGGACGAGGCUGUGUCUCUUGUCACCAGUUGGAUCCGCGUCAAGUUGGAACAGAUCAUGGGCAUUCCCGGAGCGGAGAUCAAUGCUGAGAAGCCGGUAAGUGCACACGGGAUGGACUCACUGAUGGCUUUGGAUCUCAAGAACUGGUUUCAUAGUGAGAUUGGCGUGGAUCUCACCAUCUUUGAUAUCAUGAGUAGUAUGGACCUCAACCAGCUGGCCGGGAUGGUUGUCUGCAAUAGUCGCGAUCGGGAGUAA
Aspergillus nomiae NRRL 13137 is the source of this 7770-nucleotide messenger RNA. Its product is annotated as type I polyketide synthase. Gene Ontology annotation, molecular function: 3-oxoacyl-[acyl-carrier-protein] synthase activity; fatty acid synthase activity; oxidoreductase activity. Gene Ontology annotation, biological process: secondary metabolite biosynthetic process; fatty acid biosynthetic process. NCBI's taxonomy places the organism in Eukaryota, Fungi, Ascomycota, Eurotiomycetes, Eurotiales, Aspergillaceae. The record is from RefSeq and is a predicted model, not a curated record. The transcript has 8 exons. Bases 1 to 7770 code for a protein of 2589 amino acids.